AUGAAUAAAAAGUAUUUCGCUUUUUCUGUAUCUUUUGAUGCUUGGUUAUACGGCGUCCCAAGGCUUCCUUCGUUUGUUCCAAGCCACCGUAACAAACACACAGACCGUAUGAAUUUUGGGCAAAGGUUUCAAACGUUCAUUGGAGAUUGUUUAGAUUUAUUAGUUAAUACGCUACUCAAAAGACCACCCUUCGCAGAAGAAUUUUCAAUCAAGGAUGUUGAAAAGGAAAAUAUUUUUACGAUAAGUAGGAAGGCAAGUUAUUAUUUGUAUUUGGAAGAUCUAACUUUAGGAUACCCACGCCCGAACAUGCCUAACACGAUGAGUGUCGGAGAUAUUGUGGUUGGCUAUCCAAGUUACCCUCUUCCAUACGAGUUGGAUAAAUUUAUAGGAAACUCAAAUGCCAUAUUAGUUUCAUUUGGAAGUUAUGUAGAAUACCUAAAUGAAGAAACUGUGAAAAAGUUUUGUUCUUCUUUCCAAAGGUUGGAAAACUAUAAAUUUAUUUUCAAGUCAAAAAACAAAACACUUUGUGGCGAUCAUCCCAAAAAUUUGUUAACUCAGCCAUGGAUCCCCCAAAACGAUUUGUUAGCUGACAGUCGCAUAAAACUGUUUGUAACCCAUGGUGGGUUCAACAGCAUGAUGGAAAGUGUGUAUCACGCCAAACCCGUUGUUGUGUUUCCAUUGAUGAAUGAUCAAAUUGGUUUGGCUUCAUACGCUGAAAGACACAAUUAUGGAGUUGAAAUGGACUUUAGUAACUGGGAAGUUGAUGAACUUAGAAACAACAUAAUCCGUGUUUUGAACAACAAAACAUUCGAAGAAAGUAUUAAAAGGUCAUCCGAUAUACUGAGAGAUAGGAAAACGUCAGCUGCUGAAAGAGUUUCGGACGCCAUAAAUCACGUGGUGAAAUAUGGAGAUGAACAUUUGAAGUCUGGUGCAUCGGAUUUGUAUUGGUUUCAAUUUAUCAUGUUCGACAUCUUCUGUGUUUUGUUAUUAACGAUUCUAAUCUCAGCUGUGCUUGUAACUUUUAUUGUCAAAUAUUUGUUUAAAAAGAUUUUCAAUAUUGUUAAAUGUUCUCUAAAACGUAAAAAUGAUUAA
Helobdella robusta is the source of this 1092-nucleotide messenger RNA. RefSeq lists its product as hypothetical. Gene Ontology annotation, molecular function: UDP-glycosyltransferase activity. The transcript has a single exon. NCBI's taxonomy places the organism in Eukaryota, Metazoa, Annelida, Clitellata, Rhynchobdellida, Glossiphoniidae. The record is from RefSeq and is a predicted model, not a curated record. The coding region runs from base 1 to 1092 and encodes 363 amino acids.